AUGUCGGAUCAGGAAUCCAUACGUAGCUCUGAUUUGGCGGCAGCAGACUACAAGCCUGAGGUUUCUCUCGAAUCCUUGCCCUACAAAACUAUAACCUACAGUGGUGCUGGAGACGAAUAUGUCAUUAUUAACAACCAAAAAUACCUCCGUCAUGAAUUAAUGCAGGCAAUGGCUGGUACUUUCAAUCCUGGUUUGGCUCCAUACCCAAAGCAUCAAUUUGGUAAUGCUUCUGCUCUUGGAUUAUGGGGUACAGGUUUCACAGCCUUUUGUAUCGGAAUGUACUUUGCAAACGCCAUGGGUGUGACUACUCCCAAUGCUGGCGUUGGUGUAGCUCUAUUCUAUGGUGGUAUGAUCCAGUUUUUCUCUGGAGUCUGGGAGUUAGCUGGUGGUAAUACUUUUGCCGGUACUGCUUUCACUAGUUACGGUGCUUUCUGGUUGGCAUUUGGUUCUGUAUUUGUUCCUGCCUUCGGUAUUGGUGCAGCUUAUGGAGACGACCAAGUGCAAUUUUCUCGUGCUAUCGGACUUUUUCUUCUUGGUUGGGCCAUCUUCACGUUCAUGUUGUUGUUGUGUACUUUUAAGGCUACCCUUGCAUUUGUCAUAGUGGUAUUUACCUUGGACUUAACAUUAUGGACUCUUUCCUGUGGAUACAUGUUAAACAAACCUGGUGUUGUAAGAGCAGGUGGAAUCAUUGCCGUUGCCCAUGCAUUCGUGGUUUUCUACGUAGCCUUUGAUGGUACAUCCACUCCUCAAAAUAGCUACUUCAAGCUCCCGCAAGUCCCAUUGCCGGUCUAUAGUCGCAAAGCGAAGAGUUGA
Scheffersomyces stipitis CBS 6054 is the source of this 813-nucleotide messenger RNA. RefSeq names its product acetate uptake transporter family protein (gene FUN34). Bases 1 to 813 code for a protein of 270 amino acids. The transcript has a single exon. Lineage: Eukaryota; Fungi; Ascomycota; Pichiomycetes; Serinales; Debaryomycetaceae. The record is from RefSeq and is a predicted model, not a curated record. Gene Ontology annotation, cellular component: plasma membrane. Gene Ontology annotation, molecular function: acetate transmembrane transporter activity.